CAGUCAGUUGGUAAUAAAACAGUUUCAACUUAACCAAAGGUCUUAGACUCGAGACCUUGAAUAAAAAACAUCAUUUGAAAGAAAGCUUAUUAGCUAAGAUAAUUAAGAUCUCAAAAAAAAAAAAAAAAAAAAAAAAAAACAUCUCAUUUACACCAUCGUCCUUUAUAGAUCGGACAUUUUUAGAUAAACUAGUUAAAAAAUUCACUUAAAAUUAUCGGGUUCGGCCCAUCCUUUUAUAAGGAUUCAUGAACUAUCGUUUGGAUACUUCGACCCAUAAGGCCAUACCCAAUUAUCCACCCAAUGUCCAAACUCCAAAGGAUUACAAAACAAGUCAAAAAUCCCAUCAUCUCCUCAAUCUCUCACCACAAGAGACACAAUACCAGAAAUAAAACACAUACACAAAACUGUUUAAACAGCUUUUGGGAGUGUGGAACCAAUUUUACUCGAUCAAAUUAUUCACUCUUCCCAAAAGCUUCAACACCCUAAUCCCUCCUUCAUUUUUCAUAAUAAUUUCCGGGUUUUUAAUUUUCAUUUUUUGGGGAAGCUUUGAAAAUGGCUACAAAAGCUCCACCAAUCACAGGUUUACGCCUAGCUGCCUCCGCGCCAUCUACAACAAGCGCUGCUUCUCACAGGCUUUCUGUUGUUAGAGUUUCUUUGAGGUCUUCCUUUUUUGGUAACAAUGUUGGAGCUUUGAGAUUGAGUGGAGUUCAAUUACUACAUUCCAAUAAGUCUAGGUGUAACGGCCUCGGUGGAGGUUCUCUUGGUUCACAAAUGAACCUCUUUGAUCGAUUUGCUAGAGUUGUCAAGUCAUAUGCAAACUCAAUUCUAAGCAGUUUUGAGGAUCCCGAGAAAAUUCUUGAACAAACUGUUCUUGAGAUGAAUGAAGAUUUGACGAAAAUGCGCCAGUCAACAGCGCAGGUAUUGGCAUCUCAAAAGCAACUGGAAAAUAAGUGUAAAGCCGCACAGCAAGCUUCAGAAGAUUGGUAUAAAAGAGCACAACUUGCUCUGAGCAAAGGGGAUGAAGACCUUGCUCGUGAAGCUUUGAAGAGGCGGAAAUCUUAUGCUGAUAAUGCUAGUGCUUUGAGGGCUCAGCUUGAUCAGCAAAAGAAUGUUGUUGAAUCGCUUGUCUCGAAUACUAAGCUCUUGGAAAGCAAAAUACAGGAGGCAAAGUCAAAGAAAGACACGCUCAAAGCACGUGCUCAAUCUGCAAGGACUGCUACUAAAGUAAGUGAGAUGGUGGGAAAAGUGAAUACAAGCGGUGCUCUUGCUGCUUUUGAGAAAAUGGAAGAAAAAGUAAUGGCUAUGGAAUCAGAAGCCGAUGCACUUAAUCAGUUAACCACUGAUGAUCUUGAAGGAAAGUUCGCGUUACUGGAAGGCACUUCUGUUGAUGAGGACUUAGCUAGCUUGAAGAAUGAAUUGUCCGGGAGCUCAAAGAAAGGAGAACUACCUCCAGGGAGAACAGCGGUUGCCAAAUCACCCUUUAGAGAUAUGGAAAUCGAGUCAGAGCUGAAUGAGCUCCGAAGAAGAGCCAGCGAUUAUUAGAUAUUGAUUUAUAGUUUCCAUCAUUUUCCCCGUGUAAAUUAUUUCUUAAUCUAAACCAAAUCACGGUUUUUUGUAAUUCUCGCACAUUGUUAAGCUUACAAAUUAGGAAGAGAUGCAAUUUACUAUACAAGCUUGUGAAAUUCAAGUAAUCAUUGACCUUUGUAAAUGCAAAAGUAUUCCCGGUGCUUUUCAUGUACCCUCAUCUUUGUUUAUCAAGGUUAUAAUAAACUUGUAUCUUCAUGUA
This is a messenger RNA of Chenopodium quinoa (quinoa), 1786 nucleotides long. RefSeq names its product membrane-associated protein VIPP1, chloroplastic-like. The coding region runs from base 553 to 1542 and encodes 329 amino acids. The record is from RefSeq and is a predicted model, not a curated record. NCBI's taxonomy places the organism in Eukaryota, Viridiplantae, Streptophyta, Magnoliopsida, Caryophyllales, Amaranthaceae. The transcript has 11 exons.